UAAAAGGUGGUUCUGAAUCGGCCUGCUGACAAAUGGGGCUUUUUUAAAUCAGCACUGGAUAUGUUUGCCCCUCCUGCACCUCAGCACAGGUUACCACUGCAGGAAGGCAUCUUCAUUUACCUCAGACAGCUGUGUGAGUGAGGCCUAUUUCUGACCAAACCUCAAGCCAAUGUCCUUCCAAGGAGAUGUCUUCCCAGAGCCAUCAACCCUAAGUCUUCACAUUCAGCCUGGGAAGCUCCUCAGAGUUCUGGUCAUCUAAGCCAAGCCAUUGAAGCACUCACUCCAUCCUCCCCAGGCCAUGCUACCUUGUGCUAUAGCUCUUUAAAGCCCUUCUCUGUGGCUCCUGAUGCUGUGCAUAGUGGAGGCUUAGGAAGACCACUCAGAGUAACAGUUACCCCUCGAUGAGUGAUCCCUACCUGUCCAGCUACUACCCACCAUCAAUUGGAUUUCCUUACUCCCUCAGUGAGGCCCCGUGGUCUACUGCAGGGGACCCUCCCAUCCCAUACCUCACUACCUACGGACAGCUUAGUAAUGGAGACCAUCAUUUCAUGCAUGAUGCUGUUUUUGGGCAGCCUGGUGGCCUGGGGAACAAUAUUUAUCAGCAUAGAUUUAAUUUUUUCCCUGAAAACCCUGCCUUUUCAGCAUGGGGGACAAGUGGUUCUCAGGGGCAGCAGACUCAGAGCUCAGCAUACGGGAGCAGCUAUACCUAUCCACCAAGCUCUCUUGGUGGUACAGUUGUUGACGGACAGACAGGAUUUCACAGUGACACGCUUAACAAGGCCCCUGGGAUGAACAGCCUGGAACAGGGCAUGGUUGGUUUAAAGAUAGGGGAUGUUACCACUUCUGCAGUCAAAACAGUGGGGUCAGUUGUCAACAGUGUGGCACUGACAGGUGUCCUUUCUGGCAGUGGUGGAACAAAUGUAAACAUGCCCGUUUCAAAACCUACUUCAUGGGCUGCCAUUGCUAGCAAGCCUGCAAAGCCACAGCCUAAAAUAAAAACAAAGAGUGGGCCGGUGGUGGGGGCUGCACUGCCCCCUCCACCUAUAAAGCAUAACAUGGACAUUGGCACCUGGGAUAACAAGGGGCCUGUGCCAAAGGCUCCUGUUCCCCAGCAAGCACCAUCACCCCAGGCUGUUCCACAGCCCCAACAGAUAGCUCAGCCUCUCCCAGCUCAGCCUCCACCUUUGGCCCAGCCACAGUAUCAGAGCCCUCAGCAGCCACCACAACCCCGCUGGGUGGCUCCUCGCAACAGAAAUGCAGCAUUUGGGCAGAGUGGGGGGGCUAGCAGUGACAGUAACUCUACUGGAAAUGCCCAGCCCACAUCUGCCUUGAGCGUAGAGUCCCAUCCUGUGCUUGAGAAACUGAAGGCUGCCCACAGCUACAACCCUAAAGAAUUCGACUGGAACCUUAAGAGUGGGCGCGUGUUCAUCAUCAAGAGCUACUCUGAGGAUGACAUCCACCGAUCCAUCAAGUACUCAAUCUGGUGCAGCACAGAGCAUGGCAACAAGCGCCUGGACGGUGCCUUCCGCUCCAUGAGCAGCAAAGGGCCUGUCUACCUGCUCUUCAGUGUCAAUGGAAGUGGGCAUUUCUGUGGGGUGGCCGAGAUGAAGUCCCCUGUGGACUAUGGCACCAGUGCUGGGGUCUGGUCUCAGGACAAGUGGAAAGGGAAGUUUGAUGUGAAGUGGAUUUUUGUCAAAGAUGUUCCUAAUAAUCAGCUACGACAUAUCAGACUGGAGAACAAUGACAACAAACCUGUCACAAACUCCCGUGAUACACAGGAGGUGCCCUUAGAAAAAGCAAAGCAAGUGCUGAAAAUCAUUGCUUCCUACAAGCACACAACCUCCAUCUUUGAUGACUUUUCUCACUAUGAGAAGCGCCAGGAGGAGGAAGAGGUGGUACGCAAGGAGCGACAGAAUCGAAACAAACAAUAAGGGCAAGCCAGUUUCUUGUGGUGAACAGUUGACUUUUGAAAACAGUCUGAAGCUGUUGCUUGGUGCUGUCUCGGCGUCAGCUCAUGUCGUCCUCGCGGGUGGAUGUGUUGCAUCUUUACUUUCUUUGUAGUUCAUUUUGCCAGAUGGCUCUGCAUUCAUUUGUAUUUUUCUAUGUAUUAUAUUGUAGAACUCACUAAUAAAGGCGUAUUUUGUUUGUCAGCUUACCAGUCAGACUGACCUAGUGCGAAAUAUAAUAUCCUUCAAAACAAAACACCCAAUAUAUCCCACAGGCAUUUUUUAUUUGGCAGAAAUGUCAUUAUUCUUAUAUGCAGUCAUUUAAUAUUUCUAUAGGAUACUUCGUGUUUCUUGCCCCUCUACUACUUACAAGCAAGUCAAAGAGCUCAAUUAGAGCGUGCUGAAAUGGGAAGGCUGGUGAUCACCCCUGUGGCUACCUUGCCAUUUUUUCUCUCUGGCAUUCAUCUAAGAUGCUUGCCUACUAUUUGGGUUUUCUAGACAGAAAGAUAACUUUUAGCUUUCGAACGUGGUGGCCAUGUCUGUGUCCGUGUGAAAGCACCCUUCACAGUUCAGUGUCUGUGCAGAGCAGAGCUCUGGUCCUCCUUGCUGUUGUCUGCCCACUGAGGAAAGGCUUGAUGGCAAGCAUCUGGGAGGUGCUUUAGGUCUGGCUCAGCGUUCUGGCAUUCUUAGUUUGCAGAUCGUUUUUAGUCCUCUUUUUUUUCACUUGAAUUUUAAUACCCUUUUAAGUUUUUAUACCAGUAACGCUAAGCUUUAAAGUAGGAUCUGAUAGUACAGGCAGUGUGAUGGAUGCUGCUGCCGACUGUAAAUUUCAUUGUGUAUCUAUUUUUUUUUUCCUGUUGUAUGGGUAAAAAAAAGCAAAAACAAAAAUUCUUUUAGAAAAUGAAUUUUGCUGUCAUGUUUUGUGGAAUGAGGGGCUGUUGAGGAGCUCGCCGCCACCUAGAGUUGGAGUUUAGCAUGAAAGUGGUGCUCAAUGUCUGACGCCCUCGCACACUGAAUCUGCACGCGCCUACCGUAGAGGAUCCUUACUGUCUUAGAGAGCAGGUACCUUCUGAAACUAUUUACUCCAAAAAACCCUCUGAGUUAACAUUUAGGCUGUAUUAUUUAGACUUGUAUUUAGAAUGCGUCACUUCCUCGAGCUGUUACUGCCUGUGUGAAGUCAUGGACAACAUCGGAUAGCUGUCUUCUAGGAGAAUACAAGCCUUAAUAAACACACCUGUUGAGCAA
This is a messenger RNA of Jaculus jaculus (lesser Egyptian jerboa), 3191 nucleotides long. It is a transcript of the gene Ythdf1, whose product is annotated as YTH N6-methyladenosine RNA binding protein 1. The transcript is spliced from 3 exons. Gene Ontology annotation, biological process: mRNA destabilization. Gene Ontology annotation, cellular component: cytoplasm. Gene Ontology annotation, molecular function: N6-methyladenosine-containing RNA reader activity; mRNA binding. NCBI's taxonomy places the organism in Eukaryota, Metazoa, Chordata, Mammalia, Rodentia, Dipodidae. The record is from RefSeq and is a predicted model, not a curated record. Bases 402 to 1931 code for a protein of 509 amino acids.